This is a messenger RNA of Pristis pectinata (smalltooth sawfish), 3992 nucleotides long. It is a transcript of the gene slc6a5, whose product is annotated as solute carrier family 6 member 5. The coding region runs from base 469 to 2253 and encodes 594 amino acids. Gene Ontology annotation, biological process: sodium ion transmembrane transport; synaptic transmission, glycinergic; glycine import across plasma membrane. Gene Ontology annotation, cellular component: membrane. Gene Ontology annotation, molecular function: glycine:sodium symporter activity. Lineage: Eukaryota; Metazoa; Chordata; Chondrichthyes; Rhinopristiformes; Pristidae. The transcript has 15 exons. The record is from RefSeq and is a predicted model, not a curated record.
CCCAGAAACAGCCCGGAAACUGAACCGCACCUACCUUUAGAAGGACACCAGGCCUCUGUACUCGCCACUCAGUCCACCGGAGGCAAAGGCUUCGCUCUCAAAGAAGCCAAAUCUAACGAAUCUGAGGCCGUCAAGAGUGGGAUCUGUAAGAAUGCCUCCAUACAACCCAAUUCAGCCGUUCAUCAGGAUUCUAUCGAUAUUUUACCCCACAAGGAUACUUCAGCUGAAAGCAAUGAUCACGCAAGCACGGUUUAUUGUAAGAUCACCGAGGUGGAGGUAAAUCGCUCUGGGAUAACCACAACGGAGAUAAACGACGCCAAAAGCAGCUGGGUUACGAAAAGCCCGAGUACCGUGGUCCUGGGAACAGAUGGUAAUACGGUUGUAUUUCCUGGCAAUGCCAAUGGGGAAGAUGGAGAUGAGAACAAAGCCAGAGGAAACUGGUCGAAUAAGCUGGACUUUAUUCUGUCCAUGGUGGGCUAUGCGGUGGGACUGGGGAAUGUCUGGCGGUUUCCCUACCUCGCAUUUCAAAACGGCGGAGGUGCAUUUUUGAUCCCAUACCUGAUGAUGCUGGCUUUUGCCGGAGUCCCCAUUUUCCUCCUUGAAACAGCACUCGGACAGUUUGCCAGUCAGGGACCUAUAUCUGUGUGGAAGGCUAUUCCUGCUUUACAAGGAUGUGGAAUCGCUAUGCUAAUCAUCUCGGUCCUGAUUGCUGUGUACUACAACAUUAUAAUAUGUUACACCCUUUUCUACCUUUUUGCAUCGUGUAUACCUGUACUUCCAUGGGCAUCUUGUGAAAACAGAUGGAACACUGAAAAUUGUAGAGACAAGAGCAAGCUGCUAUUGGAUUCUUGUAUGAUUGAAGAUACCAACAGUGUGCAGAUUAAAAAUACAUCAUUUUGCAUUUCUGCCUUUCCCAACUUCACUAUGGUGAAUUACAGCAGGCCCAUAAACAAAACCUUUGUCAGUGGGAGUGAAGAAUACUUCAAGUACUUUGUGUUACAAAUUUCUGCGGGGAUUGAACACCCUGGGAAAAUACGGUGGGAGUUAGCACUGACUCUGUUAUUGGCCUGGAUAAUUGUUUAUUUAUCUCUGGCAAAAGGCAUAAAGUCAUCGGGAAAGGUUGUCUACUUCACAGCCACCUUCCCUUAUGUUGUCCUUGUCAUCCUCCUGGUCCGUGGAAUUACUCUGCCUGGUGCUGGAGAUGGGAUCUGGUACUUCAUUACACCCAAUUGGGAUAGGCUUAAGGAUGCCAAGGUGUGGAAGGAUGCUGCUACUCAGAUUUUCUUUUCCCUCUCUGCUGCCUGGGGAGGAUUGAUAACGCUCUCCUCAUAUAAUAAAUUCCACAACAACAUAUACAGGGACACCCUGCUAGUGACCUGCACCAACAGCGCCACAAGUGUCUUUGCAGGCUUUGUCAUCUUCUCUGUCAUUGGAUUCAUGGCCAAGGAACUUAAAGUACCCAUCACUGAAGUUGCAGAUGAAGGUCCAGGGAUUGCAUUUGUGGUGUAUCCAGAGGCUUUAACCAGGCUUCCUUUAUCUCCAUUCUGGGCUAUAAUUUUCUUUCUGAUGCUCCUAACGCUCGGACUGGACACAAUGUUUGCAACGAUUGAGACCAUUGUGACUUCAGUUGUGGAUGAAUUCCCUGGAUACCUCCGGCCUAAGAAACCAUUGUUUACCCUAGCCUGUUGUGUGGUUUUCUUCUUCAUGGGCAUCCCUAUGAUAACUCAGAGUGGGAUCUACAUGCUACAGCUGGUGGACACUUACGCAGCUUCCUAUUCCCUCGUCAUUAUUGCAAUAUUUGAACUAGUUGGAGUUUCAUACAUAUAUGGAUUGAAACGAUUUUGUGAAGACAUAGAGAUGAUGAUUGGAUUCCAGCCUAGCUACUUCUGGAGGAUUUGCUGGGCAUUUUUCACUCCUACAAUUCUUACAUUCAUCCUCUGCUUCAGCUUUUAUCAAUGGGAACCCAUGACAUAUGAAAACUACAAAUACCCGGCCUGGUCGAUGGUGAUGGGAUGGUUAAUGUUGGCUUCUUCUGUCAUAUGGAUACCCAUCAUGUUCGUGAUUAAGAUGCACUUGGCCCCUGGUAGCUUUAUAGAGAGACUCAAGCUGGUGUGCAGUCCUCAACCCGACUGGGGGCCCUUUUUAACUCAGCACCGUGGAGAGCGCUACAAGAAUAUGAUAGACCCUCUGGGGACCUCUUCUCUCGGACUCAAGCUGCCCCCGAAAGACAUGGAAUUAGGAUCUCAGUUCUAGUAUUACCGAUCUCUCCGCGUAAAUAUAUCAGCUUAGCAUAUUUUCAUGUUGCUACCCUUUUUUUUAAACGCAUUUAAAUGUCCCUUUCCCCCGCAACUCAAGAAUAUUUAAAAUCUGGUCAUUGUCUUGUUUUCCAAUUCCCAUCUUCCCCCAUACUGUCAAUCCAUUUUGUCCGGGUUUGAGCCUUCUUCCCCACCUCCCCCCUCCUUUUGUCUCUCUUGGCUAGUUCUCUUAAUGCUUCCAUCUCCUCCCCUCUUCCCCGUGUGAUAUUGCUCUAAUCCGGAGUUUACCGGCGAUGCCUGCACCUUUCAUUCACACUGACACGCGCUUCCUCUUCCAAAACUGUGUCCUGUGAUUUGUGCCUAUCUGUAGUCUCAACGUCCUAGUUACCCUUUUACUUGAUCUGCAGCUGAAAAAUAAAAGUAAUUGUGCAAUUCUAUUUAUAUCCCCAAUACUCGACGGGUGUAAAAGUUAUGCAUUGUACAGUCUUGCUGUUCUAAUCCUUUUUCAACUGAUGUUGGGUUUAAAACGAACGCCCUAGCCCCUGCCACACCAACACUAGGUUGGCCCCAAUAAUUGGCCAGACUGUACAUUCUAUGAUGUAACCACUAGGUAUUCAUGCUUUUAACAGGUGAGCUGUGUUCAUUAGUGCGUAUUAGUGAUGUUACGUCCUUUUAAAUAUCUUAUGAAAACGUAGAGAUGGUGAGCAUAGCGUAGUUUAACAAAAGAAAACUUUCUAAAAAAAGUUUAGUCUUAAAUUUACAGUAGUUGACUUUCGGGGAUUUUUUUGGUCAAUAUUCCUGUCUGUCUGUGUGUUUUCGUGUUAAAAGGGUCUCAGGUAGUGUUUCUGUUAAGUUUUUGUUCCUCUUUAGAUAUAACUAAUUCUCCUCAUGUAAGUGAUUUCAUUAAUUUCCAUUGUAGUCUUGAAGCCCAUCCAAGCCCAUAUAUAAAUAUAUAUAUAUUUGUUUCCUCUGGUAUUUCCCGUGGAAACGUUACUUAUGAUUAAACUAGCCACUGCAUCUUGAUAUUUGCCUUUUAUAUACAGAGAGAGUCAUUUGAGCACCUUAACGUUAAUUGCAAUGUUAUUUUCCCCUCUCACUUUUACUGUCCUUCUAUAAGCCAUCGUAAGGCAGUGGGUACCAAAGACAGUUUGUUUCUGCGUUGGCUGAGCGAAAGAUUGUCAAAAGCUGCCGAAGUACAUUUUUAUUAAGUCUACACGUUGUCUUUCAAUACAUCAGGUUGACCAUUGGCCUUAUUGAUGGGUUCCAAUAUCAGAUAUACAAGGUGUAUUUGAUGAAACGUAUAAAAAUUAACCUGUACUUUUGCCAUAUAUAUAAGUCACUUGUAUGUAAUAUACGGGGUGUCUUCAGGCACUUUAAGUAGACCUACCUCUGAGUAGGUUAAUUCCUAAUUACUUAACGUAAUGCCAUGUAUAUUUCUGUGCAUUCUAUAUGAGGUACUGCUGCCUAUGGAUAUAGAUAUGUGCCUCAGAUCAAGUCAUCACAGUCAUAGAAUGAUCACGCACACAUAAACACACAUCUAAGUUAAUGUGAGUGUCUCAUCACCUAUACUCGAUGUUAUCUUGCAUAUGUAAUGUGCAUGAUUCAUUUAAAAGAUCACCAUUCUUGAGGCCCUACCUCAGAUUUUGUAUUUAUGUGUACAAAUACGAUUUAAUGCAUUAUAUAUUUGCCUAUAUGAUAUUCAAAAUAGAGAUGAUCCUAUAAUGUAACUCCAAGAAA